Molecule: messenger RNA, 2800 nt
Organism: Nematolebias whitei (Rio pearlfish)
Lineage: Eukaryota; Metazoa; Chordata; Actinopteri; Cyprinodontiformes; Rivulidae
Gene: rhoab
Product: ras homolog gene family, member Ab
Exons: 5
Coding region: 96-677 (193 amino acids)
Biological process (GO): cell migration; stress fiber assembly; small GTPase-mediated signal transduction
Cellular component (GO): cleavage furrow; dendritic spine
Molecular function (GO): GTP binding; GTPase activity
Source: RefSeq, a predicted model, not a curated record
GAUUGAGACGGGAGGAAGCAGAAAGACCGGAGAGCCGCUGAGCUUCGAGGAAUACUGAGCAAAAAAACCCACUACUCGGCACAGAAACUAAAGGGAUGGCAGCCAUCCGGAAGAAGCUGGUGAUAGUUGGAGAUGGAGCUUGUGGCAAGACGUGUCUUCUCAUAGUCUUCAGCAAGGACCAGUUCCCUGAGGUCUACGUCCCCACGGUGUUCGAAAACUACGUUGCUGACAUAGAAGUUGAUGGCAAACAGGUGGAGUUGGCUCUUUGGGAUACAGCUGGUCAGGAAGACUACGACAGGCUGAGACCUCUCUCCUAUCCAGACACUGACGUCAUCCUCAUGUGCUUCUCCAUAGACAGUCCUGACAGCUUGGAAAACAUUCCAGAGAAGUGGACUCCAGAGGUCAAACACUUCUGUCCAAAUGUCCCCAUCAUCCUGGUAGGAAACAAAAAGGACCUGCGUAACGACGAGCACACACGCCGAGAGCUCGCCAAAAUGAAGCAGGAACCAGUGAAAUCAGAGGAAGGCCGGGACAUGCAUGGACGCAUCUCUGCUUUCGGUUACAUGGAGUGCUCUGCCAAGACCAAGGACGGCGUGCGGGAGGUUUUUGAGAUGGCCACCAGAGCGGCACUGCAGGCCCGCCGUGGGAAGAAGAGCAAUAAAUGUGUACUGCUGUAAAGUGGCAGACAUGGUUGGACUGUUUUCACCCUGGGCUGUUAUACCCGGGGAUAGGGCUCAGUAGGGACACAGGGAUUACUAGUUUGGGGAGGGGGGAGGUGAGGGGGAGAAAAGAUUGGAGUAAAUAACUACCGCUGUUAACUGGUUGUUUGUCAGACACAAUUUUCCCUGGGACUUGGAUUAAGGAAGCUGUGAUGAAGAUGGACGGUUGGAUGAAUGGGUGGGGAAGAGGAGAGCACAGUAAACGACCACCGGGCUCUUGCACCUGUGGGUGCACCAUUAGGUCGGCAGAUUUACACCAGCUACCACCCACGAGUUGGUACAUGUAGUCUUUUCAGCAAGCCACUUACACUGAUCGAGACCAUCAGGAGAUCCCAGUUCCAACCUGGAUGGUUGCAAUCUGGAAAAAAGGUUUAGUUAUUUUUUGUCUGGGAGAACUUUUUAAUUCCCAGAUGUUUGCCAGGGGUUAAAGAGGAAGUUAAACAGGUGUUAAGAAGCAUUACUACGCUGACACCAAACCAGGGUGGCAUCUCAGUUUUGCUUCCUUUUUUUUUUUCAUGCUUAUUGAAUGCUGUGGUCACCUGAGCAAUUCAAAUGAACAGCCUCAAAAGUAGACAAAUCAGAAGUGAACUCUAGUAACAAGUGCUCCCUAAAUAUACCAGUUAUAUUUUGUAAGUAAUUUUAAUAACAAGACAGCAUUUUCUGGAUUUUCUCUUUUUUCAAACCAGAGGUGACCGGUUCUCGUGACUUCUAGUCUCCCUGUCAUCUGAUACCGAGUCCUCUGAGGCACAGUUUGACUUUAAAGGUGUUGAUGGUCUAGUUCAAAGCAUAAAUCAUGGCCUUCUGUUUUAUUCUUAAUGUUGAGCAUUUUAUCAUAGCAGUGUUGUAGAGUUCACUGUAAGGUUUGUGAGCAAGCUAUACACAUGCUGGUCUUUACUGCAGCGGGUUUGUUUACUUUGACAAGGCGAUCAACCAUAAUUUGCAUGUUCUUUAAACAUUUCUAUUUGCUUGAAAUAAAUCAGUGGAAGUGGCGAGUCCAACGUGACAAAGGUAGCUUCCUGUCCUGCAUAGUGGAGCCUGAGCAACUUCCAUCCCCUUCCUGUUCCACAUAACUGACUGCUGGUGCUCACCUUCCCUGGCUGUAGACCAGGACGAAGAACGAGGAGAGGAAAGUAUUGUUUACAUGCACAUCUAUCAUCAACUUUUUGGGGGGGAGGAAAAAAACUAUAAACUUUUUUUCUGUUUAGGCAUGUAAAGGAUCUUCAUUUUUGAGUAAUAAAAAGCUACCUGGGUGGGUGUACCAUAUUAUUUUUAGCUGUUUUUUUUUAUUGGUAAACUGUUGGUUACCAGCCGUCUGUUUUACCAGUAAGGGGGGAGACAUGAAACCUAAAAGAAAAAAAAGUUUUUAUUCAGAAUCAUUGACAUGAAAAUGCCACAAUAGUGAGGCUAAUCAGCCAGAUGGAUUUGUGCAGGUAAUCUGUGUUGCUGUGCAGGGGGGUUGACCUCCUGCUGUUAAUUCUGGAGUAUUUGUAAAAUGUUUUCUAAAAAAAAAGAAAGUGGCCAGUCAUGUUUGGGUUGAUCAACACUCCUGUGUGUGUUGGAAUGACAAAUUCAGUGUUUUUUGACAACAUUACACCCUCCUGUUCUUCUUCCUGGCCUUGUGGGCGGAGCCUGUUCCAGAAACCAGUCUUGUUUUUGUACUUUAUUUACAACUGUUAAGAAAAGUCAUAAACACGUCUAUCAGUAUUUAAAAGACAUAAAGGUGGAAGACUAGGGAUUACUUGUGUUGUUGCUUUAGGUUUUUCUGCGCUUUUCCUGAAAUUAUUUUUAUUUUUGAUGAUUUACACUUGUUUGUAAUGACUCGUCAAUCAUCCAUGCUAAGUGCUGUUAGGCAGUCAGGAAACAAGGCUGGCCUCUGGGCUGCCUGUCUGAAGCAUCGCCAGGGCCACGAGUGCUGGCUUUUUUUUUUCCUGUUUGUUUGGUUUGCACACAAACUUGGUUAAAAAGGCAAAAGGAAAAAUUACAUGAGUCUUCUAAUGUACAAAUUGUUGUUUUUUAAUUAUUUUUAGAUUUUACUCCUAAUUUUAAAUCCUGAUUUUUGGACGCUGAAGCAGUGAUGUAAA